Lithohypha guttulata is the source of this 747-nucleotide messenger RNA. RefSeq lists its product as uncharacterized. Lineage: Eukaryota; Fungi; Ascomycota; Eurotiomycetes; Chaetothyriales; Trichomeriaceae. The record is from RefSeq and is a predicted model, not a curated record. The transcript has 3 exons. The coding region runs from base 1 to 747 and encodes 248 amino acids.
AUGCCGCCCACCCUGAGGCCCACCCGGGGCGGUUUUGAAGUCGGUAUAGACGACUUUCUUGACAAUUUCGACCCCGACGACCCAGAGGCUAUCCGAGAUUGGGAAGAGAGAUAUGGCGAUGUGGACGAUGAUGCUCUCUUCCGAUCAGGCUCGGCUAGCCUUCAGCAGCGACAGGAUCUGCAUCUCAGAUUAUUUCUGAAGAGUAUGAAAGCUUACAGUGCGAGGUAUGACGAAAACUACAAAGACUUGACCGACGACCAGAUCAUGGACCAAGAAAUCAGGUCUGCGAGUGAGGAGACAGUGCUCAGAAACGUUCGCAUCUAUCUACGUGAUGCCUGUUUCUUCACACGUGGCCGAGCGAUGCAAGACAAUAGACCCAGAUAUCAAACACUUAUUCAGCAUCGUAACAGCAUGUUGUUCUGGGUGAGAUGGGAGAUGCCGUCGGAUAGAGUUCCUACUGAAUGGGAGUUCCUCAACGUUGCGAACCAGACGCUGCAGAAUGUCGCGCGUCGCUGGGGAGUUAACAAAACCAGAAAAGUCAAGACUUACAUGGGUCAUCACGAAUUGAAGCAACUCAUAGACGAUGACACAGCCAAAAGCCCUUAUAUGGCUGUCACUGAAAGCCAUCACCUUGCUUGGUGCUUGGGCCUUAUCUGUGGCGUGCGUCCUGGUUCUAUUGGUUGGUCAAAGAACUGGCCUCAUCAAUUCCUGACGUUCAAUGAAGUUCAGAUAUCCCGCGGUCAUUAA